Molecule: messenger RNA, 2378 nt
Organism: Chenopodium quinoa (quinoa)
Lineage: Eukaryota; Viridiplantae; Streptophyta; Magnoliopsida; Caryophyllales; Amaranthaceae
Product: auxin-binding protein ABP19a-like
Exons: 1
Coding region: 984-1619 (211 amino acids)
Cellular component (GO): cell wall
Molecular function (GO): manganese ion binding
Source: RefSeq, a predicted model, not a curated record
GCUAUGUACUCUACAUAUAUGAUUUGAGAUCAAUGAGAACAACUCAAGCUUUGAGCCCUAGGAAUAUAUUUUAUACUCUAUCACUCCCUCUCACAUAAAAGGUCAUUUCUAGCUCCAAUACCAUGUCAGAGGACCAACUAAACCAAAAGAUUAAGUUGAUGGUUGAGGUCUAAGAAUAUGUUUUAUACUCCAUCAAUCUUGACUAAUUUAUUUAAUUAAUUGAUCAAAUCAACUUUUUUUUUUUAUUUUAUUUUAUUGCAAUUAACUUAGUCGAACUAUCUAGCUGUAUUUGUUCACUACUGAUCAUUUUCAAGAAUUUCUCUUAUGCGUUAUAUAUGGAAAUAUGGAGGACGGCCUGACCAAUACCAGAUCUUUGUAAAGAUCGUUCAAAGUUUGAAUUACAGAAAAUUUCAUCAAAUUAUUAAGAUGUUCUAUCUUGUAAAUAACAUUGUUUAUGCAAGAUCAUUCGAUGAAUAAUGGUGGUUAAUUUCCUAUUAUUACAUAAUACCUUCAUUUUGGGAAAAUCCCUGUUUCUCAUGGUGAGAAACGAAAUUUGUUUCUCAUGAGGGCAUUUCCGUUAAUAAAUCAACAACUUUUUCAUUAUUGUGGGCCUCACAGUUGAAUAAAGUUGUUGAUUUAUUUACGAAAAUGCCAUGUGAGAAACCAGAUUUGUUUCUCACCAUGAGAAAUUGGGACACCCUCUUCAUUUUUCCGUCUCCAUUGAACAUUAAUCUCACAACGAAAAUCCACGUAAGCCAUGACAAAUUGACAGUACUUCAUAUCACAUUGAAAAAAAAAAAAAAAAAAAAAAACCCUUCAAUUGAAAACUUCCACCAAAUUUCACGUACUAGAUCUAUUUAUAGAGCAUAAAGUUUCAUAGUUGAAGGCAACACUACUUAAACCAACAGAAAAAAAAAAUCAGAAACAAAACACUAUCCAUCUUAUUGUUAAUCCAAUAACCUACCAUUUUAUAUACUUCAAACAUGGAGAUUCUCAAAUUUGUCCCAUACAUUUUUCUCUUUGUUUCUCUAUCGUCUGCUAAUAGUGUUGUUGAUUUUUGUGUUGCAGACUUUAAUUUUCCAGAUACGUCAGCCGGUUUCUCUUGUAGGAAUCCGGCAAAUUUAACAGUAGAUGACUUUGUUUUCUCUGGUUUGGGUGUUGCGGCUGACCCAUUAACAAAUAUAUUUCGUGUAUCUGUGACUUCAGCAUUUGAUCUGACUUUCCCCGCUCACAUAGGGUUAGGCCUUUCCAUGUCGCGGUUAGACAUUGGUGUGGGUGGAGUUGUCCCGAUCCACUCACAUAGGGUAUCAGAACUUAUCCUUGUGAUUGAAGGAGAAAUACUUGCGGGUUUUAUAGAUUCAAACGAUCAAGCAUAUUAUAAAACAUUAACCAAGGGAGACAUUACGAUCUUUCCUCAAUCAUUACUUCACUUCCAAAUUAAUGUCGGUAAAACUCCCGCUCUUGCCUUUGUUAGCCUGAACAGUGCAAGCCCUAAUUUUCAAACUACUACCACUUCUCUAUUUGCCAAUGACUUACCUACAGACGUGAUUGAGAAGAUUACUUUACUUGAUGUUGUACAAGCGAAGAAGUUGAAGAGGAUCUUUGGUGGCAGUAAUUGAUACGUAGUAUAUAAAUAUGUGAAUGUUAUCUAUUAAUGUGUUGUGUACUUAAAUUUGUUCUCGUGUAAGUUAUACAUAUUGUAAAACUUGUAAAAUGUACAAGGAAUUAUAUGUAAGAAUGUAAGAUUAUGUAUGUAAUCUAGAAAAAGAUGUUCCGGCCGCAAGUAUUCAUUGUUGUAUUAUUUGGUGUCGGUUUUAUGAUUCCAUGUUUAGCAAUCAAUGAACUAUAAUUUGUUAAUUUUUUUUUUUUUUUUUUUUAAAAAAGAUAGUAUCCUUAAGACUGCAUAUAAAAAUUUAAUAUAUUUAUUUAUUUUUAGUGAAAAAUUGAAAUCGGUGUAAUAAAUAUUUAAUUAUUGUCUAUUCUUUCCUCUUUUAACUUCUUACAUACAACUUUUAGGGCAAGGACUAUAUACAUCUUUACCUUUUUUUAUUUUUAUUUAUUUAUUUUUAUUUUAAUCAGCUGAGACUUUGGCAUGGUAUACGUAGUAAAUUUUUUUUCUUUGUUUCUCCUUGCUUGGAAUAGUAUGAAGAAAUUAGCUUAGAGAUGAUAUUGAUUUUUUUACAAUGGUUUAUGUCUAGAAUGAUUAGAGUGCGACUAGACGGUUAGAUCAAGAAUACAAGGUUGUUGUCUAGUUGGCAAAAACAUUAAGUUAUGAGUUAAAUGCAUUUUUGAGCCGCACCCAUUUAAAAAAAAAAAUGGGUUAGAUCAAGAAUACAAGGUUGUUUUCAUUAAGUUAUGUGUCUUUCUUAGUGUUGCGA